Messenger RNA from Penicillium cataractarum, 1404 nucleotides. RefSeq names its product Methionine aminopeptidase. Bases 1 to 1404 code for a protein of 467 amino acids. Lineage: Eukaryota; Fungi; Ascomycota; Eurotiomycetes; Eurotiales; Aspergillaceae. The record is from RefSeq and is a predicted model, not a curated record. Gene Ontology annotation, molecular function: metalloaminopeptidase activity. The transcript has 6 exons. Gene Ontology annotation, biological process: proteolysis.
AUGGGCUCCAAAACACUCGAAAAUGAGGGCCGCAAUGGUGGUAGUGAGCCGUCGAGCUCAAUCAACUCCAAUGCCACUGGUGGAGAGCCACGAGGAGUGCAUCUGUCCCGCGACGGUGACGGUAGCCUUGGAGAUGAUGGCGGCGACGACGACGGAGAUGAUGAACACGAGGCCGGCGUUACUACCGUAUCGCUGAUUGACCAGCCUGCAUUGGAUGCCACCUCCAAGAAGAAGAACAAAAAGCGAAAGAAGUCGAAGAAGAAGACUUCGUUGCUGAAGCAGUCAUCCCCUCCGCGGAUUCCCCUGAGCGAGCUUUUCCCUUCCGGCCAGUAUCCGGUUGGUGAAAUCCAGAGCUAUGCACCCGUGGACAACACGGCCCGCACCACUUCCGAAGAACUUCGAUACAACGGUCGCACUCAUCUGGAAGAUGACAGCUUCUUGAAUGAUUAUCGAAAGGCCGCUGAAGUGCACCGCCAGGUUCGACGGUGGACCCAGGAGACUGCUCGCCCUGGGAAGACCCUCACGGAGAUUGCCGAGGGCAUCGAUGACGGCGUGAGGGCUUUACUUGACAACGAUGGACUUGCGCCCGGAGCAGGCCUCGUUUCUGGCCUGGGAUUCCCGACCGGACUAGCGCUGAACAACUGCGUUGCGCACUACACUCCUAACCCGGGUCAGAAGGAGAUAGUCCUCCAAUCCAGCGACGUCAUGAAGGUUGACUUUGGCGUUCAUAUCAAUGGUUGGAUUGUUGAUAGUGCAUUCACCAUGUCAUUCGAUCCAACCUAUGACAACCUACUCGCGGCCGUCAAGGAGUCGACGAACACCGGCAUCAAGAAUGCUGGAAUCGACGUCCGAAUCAGCGAUGUCAGCGCUGCCAUCCAGGAGGUGAUGGAAAGCUAUGAGGUCGAGAUCAAUGGAAAGACAUACCCCGUGAAGCCCGUGCGAAACCUUUCGGGCCACAACAUCAAGCAAUAUCAGAUCCACGGUGGAAAGUCUAUUCCAUUCGUCAAAACUAAAGACCAGACUAAGAUGGAAGAAGGAGAAAUCUUUGCUUGUGAGACAUUUGGCUCGACGGGCAGAGGCUCAAUCAUUGAUGGUCCUGGCGUCUAUGGCUAUGGAAAAGACCCAUUCGCGCCGAAGAGAUUUACCUCGCAUCUGGCCUCUGCUCGAUCUCUCUACCAGAAGAUCAACGAGAAUUUCGGCACUCUCGUGUUUUGUCGUCGAUAUCUCGAGAGGCUCGGUGUUGAGCGUUAUCUGGCAGGAAUGAACAACCUUGUCUCGCAAGGCGUGGUUGAAAUGUACCCGCCUUUGAUGGACAUUGAAGGAUCGUACUCGGCGCAGUUUGAACAUACGUUCCUGCUACGCGAAUCGGGCAAGGAAAUCAUCAGUCGGGGCGAUGACUACUAA